UGAAGCCGGCAGCUGCCCGCGUGCCAGUCGCAUUCAUCGGCGUCCCGACUCGUAUAUGCCUGGCGUUCGUCACGACCGGCCUGCCGCACCUAGGCUUCUACAUCGAAGUAAGCUACUGAAAACUGUAGACACACUUGUCAUAAUGAGGCCUGAUUUCUCCAAGGAUCACCCCAUUGGCCCUGACAACAGGCUGCGCUGGCUGACGGCUGCUAGCCUGGCAACGUUCCUGAUACUCUGCAUCGCCGUCACUGCCUACUUCAUAUACGCUGCCGCGCCUCGCCGCUACCAGCGGCUGGUAUCUUCGGGCGCACCCAAUCCGCAGCCCGUGGUGCAGCCGAAGAAAUGGGUGAUCUACCACGACGCCCCGAUUCGUGUGACGCCCAACGUGCUGCUGUGCGCCACCAGCGGCCGUGGGACCGAGAAGCUGUCUGAGGCCCUGGACGCCUACUGCACGCACGUCAUCUACACCGGACCGCUGGUCGUAAAGCGCAUGCCGGGAAGCGGCAAGCUCUUCGUGGAUGUCAGAGACACCGAGGGCUACCGUGUGUUCGCCGGCCUGACCAAGACCCACGAGCGGUACGUGUCCUUCCGCUGGAAGGCCGCCUCGUGGAACGAGGGCGACGUCCUCCAGGCGCUCGUCUCCUACCUGCGCUUCAACAGGCUACGGGGCAUCGAGCUCGUCAUGAGCAGCCACACCGAGAGGAGCAAGCUCGUACGAUUCUGCGAGAACUUCGUGCAGAAGAUGAGGACCAACGCGAGCCUCAUAUUGAGGGUACAGAAGACGGUGCAGCUCAACAAGGUCCUGUUCAAAAAGCUGGCCAGUCUCCCCGCUUACCUGGUCUUGGAGACGCAAGUGGUGAACCUGCCCGGCCUGCAGACCAGGCGCUUCCCCAACGCGUACCAGCCCUUCGCUGGCUCGCACAAGAACGACGUCUACAUGAGGUACCGGCUGUGGCAGGUGCACCCAUGGCGUCGUCACCUGCACCUGGAAAAUGUGUGCUUCACCAUCUCCAUGGCCGUGAUCAAGGCCCGCAAAGGACCCACCAAGAACAGGGUACUCGAGUACUCCUACACCAGCAUCAAGGAGCCCUGCGAGCAGAGCUCCAUGAAGAAAGGCGUGGACUGGAGGGCUCUGUCGCGGUUCCGCGAAAACCGGACCACCUACUAUGCCUACGACAACAAGCAGACCUUCACCAACAAGCUGUGGCGGUUGGCCCACGAGUUCCCGCGCUACUGCGUGGCCGCGUAUGACGUCGAGAAGGACGACUUCGAGGGCGUCUGUCCCAAGAAGAGCGUGCCCCUGCUACGCGUCGUCAAGAAGCUCGUCACGUCCACCCAGCGAGCACGGCUGGACUGACGCGACGCGCCCGCGCGUGGUGGUCCCGGUCCUUGGCCACCAAGUGGUCGGGAAAGACCAGGGGCCAACACCGCUCGCUCGGCGUGACGGCGAUAUCGAGCGCCCAGCGCUUCGCGUCGCUUUUGUAAAGCAAGAAAGUAUCGGAAACUAA
Molecule: messenger RNA, 1508 nt
Organism: Dermacentor silvarum
Lineage: Eukaryota; Metazoa; Arthropoda; Arachnida; Ixodida; Ixodidae
Exons: 12
Coding region: 56-1357 (433 amino acids)
Source: RefSeq, a predicted model, not a curated record